CAGAGGCUUUAUAUUUGGUUCCGGAAAUAUAAUAUAGCACUGGGGCCAACUGGGAGUCGAUAGGCUACUGCAGAGAAUCAUAAUUCAUUCAUGCAGGUUAAUGGUUACAGAGGAUAAAAUGGACUUGUAUGGAAAGAUGGCUGCCACUCAGGAUGUCAAAGGGAAAGGAGAGGGAGGCGACCAAAACUUUGACUACAUGUUCAAGCUGCUGAUUAUUGGCAACAGCAGCGUGGGUAAGACGUCCUUCCUGUUUCGAUACGCCGAUGACGCCUUCACGUCAGCCUUCGUCAGUACAGUGGGCAUCGACUUCAAAGUGAAGACUGUGUACAAGAAUGACAAGAGGAUCAAACUGCAGAUCUGGGACACAGCAGGGCAGGAGCGCUACAGGACCAUCACCACGGCGUACUACCGUGGCGCCAUGGGCUUCAUCCUCAUGUACGACAUCACCAACGAGGAGUCCUUCGGCGCCGUCCAGGACUGGUCGACCCAGAUAAAAACCUACUCGUGGGAUAACGCACAGGUGGUGCUGGCUGGGAAUAAGUGCGACAUGGACGAAGAGAGAGUGGUCUCCGUGGAUAGUGGUAGACUCCUGGCAGAACAGUUGGGCUUUGAGUUCUUUGAGACGAGUGCCAAAGACAACAUCAACGUGAAGCAGACCUUUGAACGCCUCGUCGACCUCAUUUGCGACAAGAUGUCCGAGAGCCUGGACAGUGAUCCGGCGGUCACCACGGGAGCCCCCACUGCCAAACUCACGGACAGCGCUCCGCCGCUCCAACAGCCUGGAUGCAACUGUUAGUGAACGGCGCCUGGAGGCUGACGGUGCCGCCUCUCUGCACUGCGGUUCAGACCCUGUUUAGUAGUAGAGUUACAAAAUGCUGUUGUAUUAUCUCCCAGUGUAAUCACCUCACAUAAAGAGCAAAUAACCAGGAAAGACAGUCAUGGCUAUUGUAAAACGUGUAAAAUCACAGGAUAUCUACAAUAUAGGAAACUAUAUUCUUGUUUUUCAGCUAGGUAGUGCGUUAAUAAAAUGAUUAUGUUUGAUAGGGCUUGAAGUAGUUCACUCAUAUUGUACAGGUGAUCCUUAAGACCUUUAAAAUCUUUAAGACCUAAAAUACAGUGAGGGGCAGCGUCAGUGAGUGCUUCAAUACGUUUUUUAUUUGAAGUGGUGAUUCUUUUUACAGUUUUUAUCUUAUUUUUGAUUCCUAAAGCUGCCAAAUGUAUGAUUUAGAGCACUGGACGAUGUAGCGGCUUUUAUUUUGUGUAAUGACUGUAACAACAUUAAGUGUGAGGCUGUGACUGUACACUAAGUGUGUGUGGAUAUGCAUGAGUGUGAGCACUUAUGUCACAUUGCCAUAGAAAAAUCAUUAUCUACCUUUGGAAAGAAAAAAAGUGGCCUUUUUUAGCAUCUCCAACACGGCCUCUGUAAGUCCCUCCGUCCUGCUAGGAAUUAAUCCAGUCUGUGUAAUACUGAUGUGAGUACCAGUCCACCCUUUAUUGUCCGUAAAUGUGCGAUUUCUCCAGUAACUGCAUCUUCCAAUUUAAAAAAAGCAACUGAAUCGUUGUUCUUGGCUUGUAAGACGACCCUUUAUUGUUUGACUCAAAGAGCAUGCUGCCAAAAAGACAAUGGUAUGUGUGUGGUGUUUUACCUUUAUGAUACGCCUUAGCCGAACCUUUCCAUCCUCAACGCCGUACAUCAAGGAAUUAUUUUGUUUAAAUCCAAGUCCCACGCUGUCAAAGCACAGUAAAGUGUUAAGAUCUAAAGCAGAGGAUCUGUUCUGGCAUGGAAUAAACAGCCAUAAUUUCUGAGUCGGCAUGCUUUUGUGCUGUUAAACUAAGUCCCUUCUUAAAUAAAAAUACUCAGAAAGAUGCUUGUGAAGACUUUAUAAAUAAACAGUAGUUUAAAAAUGGGAGAUUUCCCUACUGCAGACAUGUUUUACUGUACUGUGUUGAUGAUGAGUCCAUGUGUAAAAGUUGUAGCCAAUUAAAAAAAAAAUAGAAUAAAAAAUCCUAAAAUAUUUCAGUUCAAGUCAUAGAAUAAGAAAUACUUUGUGCCAAAACAUUACAGUUCCUUUAGCAUUGUCCGUCGUUUGUUGCAUAGUUAAAUAAAAUCUGAGAAAAAUGCAUGAAGUCAGUCCGUUAACGUAUCUAUGUAGAUUUAUAUUCUAAGAUGCUGUAUAUGUACAGUAUAUAUAUAUAUAUAUAUAU
Messenger RNA from Cololabis saira (Pacific saury), 2205 nucleotides. RefSeq names its product RAB3C, member RAS oncogene family (gene rab3c). The transcript is spliced from 5 exons. Bases 101 to 796 code for a protein of 231 amino acids. Gene Ontology annotation, biological process: regulation of exocytosis; protein localization to plasma membrane; protein secretion. Lineage: Eukaryota; Metazoa; Chordata; Actinopteri; Beloniformes; Belonidae. Gene Ontology annotation, molecular function: GTP binding; GTPase activity. Gene Ontology annotation, cellular component: plasma membrane; synaptic vesicle; endosome. The record is from RefSeq and is a predicted model, not a curated record.